AUGACGUUUUAUACGAACGAAUCACGGAAAGGAGUAUCUCGCCAAAUUCAGGGACAAAAAACCCAGAUCUCAGCUUCACUGUCUGAAGAAUCUGAUAACAUAACUAGCAGAAUUUUACAUCAAACGACAGAAGAAACCAAUAUCUUAAAAUUAAAACAAGUUGAAGAUGUGCAAACGCGACAAGUUCCUUGGAGAAAGAAGCCACAAGUUGACUCAAGUGAAACUACAAAGGAAGACUUACCUCAAGUAAAACACUGGCGAAAAACACGUCAAGAUGAAUCAACAACAGUACAGAAAAUAAUAUCUGAAGAUAGUGUUUUACUUAGUGUAGAUAAUACAGAAACUACUAAGAAAACUGAACACCUGAAAACGGCCAACUGGCGUAAGCCACGAGAUGACAAAAAAGUUAUUGUGGAAGAUUCUACGAUCCUUGGCGUCGAUAAAUCGGAAGAAAACGUAGAAGAAACUGUAGAUCAAUUAGAAAAAAGAGCUAUGACACAAAAGAAAGAAACAAGAGUUCAAGAAAAAGAACAUGUUCCUUGGACUCAAGAAGCAAUAAAAUUACGGCCUACAAAAGUAGAAAAAACAUCUAUACAGAAAGAAAAACUAGAAGAUGUAACUUUAAAACAAGUAAGGAAAAGCUCAUUGCAAAAAGGAGACGUCGCUUUAACCAUCGAUGAGUCUAUUACGACUGUUGAAGAUGAAAAACAAGAUGAAGUUAUACAAAAAACGGUCAGAAAAAUAAAACAGGAAGAGGAAAACUUAUCGCUUGAAGAAGUGGUUCUAAAACCUGCGCCCAAGCACAAAGUACCUGAAGAAGAAAAAUAUACUGAAAUACUUAAAACAACAGAAGAAAUGAAUAUUUUAAAAAUUGUAGAACAAGAAGAUACAGAAAUGCGCCAGCCGCUCAAGCAAAAAAAGGAAACUAAAAUUAUUGAAAACGUGCCAUGGACCCAAGAAACAAUUAAAUUAAAGCCAACGAAAGUAGAAAAAACGUCAAUAAAGAAAGAACAAUUGGAAGACGUAAGCUUAAAACCACUAAAAAAAUCACUACAACAACCAGAGGCUCUAGUUAUCGAAGAAUCACUUACUGCAAUAGAGGACACAGUAAUACUUAAACUUACUGAUUCUGAAACUACAAAAGUGGAAGCACCUAAAGAGGUGACAUGGCGAACAGGUAAAAGGAAACCGAAAGAAGAACAACCGGUUGAAGAAGUGAUACUUAAACCCGUGCCUAAACCAAUAGCACCUGUCGAGGAAGUUCCAGAAGAGGUACAUCUGAAACCAGUUUUAGAAGAAAAACCAAAAGAAGACGAAGAACCUAAAGAGGUGACUUGGCGAACCGGUAAGAGGAAACCAAAAGAGAAACAACCUGUUGAAGAAGUGAUACUUAAACCCGUGCCUAAACCAAAAGCACCUGUCGAGGAAGUUCCAGAAGAGAUACAUCUGAAACCAGUUUUAAAAGAAAAACCAAAAGAAGACGAAGAACCUAAAGAGGUGACUUGGCGAACCGCUAAGAGGAAACCAAAGGAGGAACAACCUGUUGAAGAAGUGAUACUUAAACCAGUGCCUAAACGAAAAGCACUUGUUGAAGAAGUUCCAGAAGAGAUGCAUCUAAAACCAGUUUUAAAAGAAAAUGCAAAAGAAGAGGAAGAACCUAAAGAGGUGACUUGGCGAACAGGUAAGAGGAAACCGAGAGAGGAACAACCAGUUGAAGAAGUGAUUCUAAAGCCAGUGCCUAAGCAAAAGGCACCUGAAGAAGAAAAACCUGAAGAAGUACAGCUUAAGCCUGUAAGAAAGGACAAACAAAAGGAGCAAGAUCAACCUAAAGAAGUAACUUGGCCUACUGGCAAGAGAAAACCGAUAGAAGAACAACCUGUUGAAGAAGUGGUUCUAAAGCCAGUGCCUAAGCAAAAAGCACCUAUUGAGGAAGUCAAAAAAGAGGUACAUCUAAAACCAGUAUUAAAAGAAAAAUCAAAAGAAGAGGAAGCACCUAAGGAGGUUAAUUGGCGGACAGGUAAAAGGAAACCGAAGGAAGAGCAACCUGUUGAAGAAGUGGCUCUCAAGCCAGUGCCUAAGGAAAAGGCACCUGAAGAAGAAAAACCUGAAGAAGUUCAGCUUAAGCCUGUCAGGAAGGAUAAGCAAAAAGAGCAGGAGGAACCUAAAGAUGUAACAUGGCCUUUGGGUAAGAGAAAACCCAAAGAAGAACAACCCGUUGAAGAAGUGGUUCUAAAGCCAGUACCUAAGCAAAAAGCACCUGAAGAAGAAAAACCUGAAGAAGUUAAACUAAAACCUGUGAGGAAGGACAAACAAAAAGAGCAGGAGGAACCAAAAGAUGUAUCUUGGCCCACUGGUAAGAGGAAACCUAAAGAAGAAUUACCUGUUGAAGAAGUGAGUCUUAAACCCGUGCCUAAACAAAAAGCACCUGUCGAGGAAGUUCCAGAAGAGGUACAUCUGAAACCAGUUUUAAAAGAAAAACCAAAAGAAGACGAAGAACCUAAAGAGGUGACUUGGCGAACCGGUAAGAGGAAACCAAAAGAGGAACAUCCUGUUGAAGAAGUGAUACUUAAACCCGUGCCUAAACCAAAAGCAUCUGAAGAAGAAAAACCUGAAGAAGUUCAGCUUAAGCCUGUACGGAAGGACAAACAAAAAGAGAAAGAGGAACCUAAAGACAUAUCUUGGCCCACUGGUAAGAGGAAACCGAAAGAAGAACAACCUGUUGAAGAAGUGGUUCUAAAGCCAGUACCUAAGGAAAAAGCACCUGAGGAAGUAAAACCUGAAGAUGUUCAGCUUAAACCUGUCAGGAAGGACAAACAAAAAGAGCAGGAGGAACCUAAAGAUGUAACAUGGCCUAUGGGUAAGAGAAAACCAAAAGAAGAACAACCUGUUGAAGAAGUGGUUUUAAAGCCAGUACCUAAGCAAAAAGCACCUGAAGAAGAAAAACCUGAAGAAGUCAAACUUAAACCUGUGAGUAAGGACAAACAAACAGAGCAGGAGGAACCUAAAGACAUAUCUUGGCCCACUGGUAAGAGGAAACCGAAAGAAGAACAACCUGUUGAAGAAGUGGUUCUAAAGCCAGUGCCUAAAGAAAAAGCACCUGAGGAAGUAAAACCUGAAGAUGUUCAGCUUAAACCUGUCAGGAAGGAUAAACAAAAAGAGCAGGAAGAAGCUAAAGAUGUAACAUGGCCUAUGGGUAAGAGGAAACCAAAAGAAGAACAACCUGUUGAAGAAGUGGUUUUAAAGCCAGUACCUAAGCAAAAAGCAUCUGAAGAAGAAAAACCUGAAGAAGUUAAACUUAAACCUGUGAAGAAGGUCAAACAAACAGAGCAGGAGGAACCUAAAGAUGUAUCUUGGCCCACUGGUAAGAGGAAACCGAAAGAAGAAUUACCUGUUGAAGAAGUGGUUCUAAAACCAGUGCCUACGCAAAAACCACCUGAAGAAGAAAAACCUGAAGAAGUUCAGCUGAAACCUGUAAAGAAGGACAAACAAAAUGAACAGGAGGAACCUAAAGAUGUAACAUGGCCUACGGGUAAGAGGAAACCCAAAGAAGAACAACCUAUUGAAGAAGUGAUUUUAAAGCCAGUGGCUAAGCAAAAAGCACCUGAAGAAGUUAAGCUUAAACCUGUCAGGAAAGAUAAGCAAAAGGAGCAGGAGGAACCUGAAGAAGUAACAUGGCCUACUGGUAAGAGGAAACCAAAAGAAGAACUGCCUGUUGAAGAAGUGGUUCUUAAACCCGUACCUAAACAAAAAGCACCUGAAGAAGAAAAUCCUCAAGAAGUACAGCUAAGGCCCCUUAUAAAAGAAAAAGAUGAAGAAGAACAAAAACGCGAGGAAGUUCAACUGAAACCUACACAAAAAGUAAUAUCUAAAGAAACUGAACAAGAAAUUAUAGAAGACUCAAAAAUAAUUACUGGUGAAGAAGUGGUAGAAGAAACAACUUCUGUUUCCGUGAUGAAAAUACAAAGAAAAGAUAAAUCAAAGAAAAAAUUGGAUAAACAGAAAAAAUCUGAAGUUGGACCUAAAAUAAUUCAGCCAAUCAAGGCCAUGACUGUAUGUGAUAACGAUGAUUUUGAACUUCAAGUUAAAUUUUAUCCAGAAGAAGUAGAUAAAUUAACUUGGUUCCGUAACAAUGAACCCCUAGAACAAAUGGAUGACUGCCAAAUUAAUAUAGAUAAUGGAAAAUCUACUUUAAAAGUUAUUAAUGUAGAUAAAAAGAAAGUAGGAAAAUAUGAAGUUGUCAUUGAAAAAAGUAAUAUUGUCUUAAAAUCAGCAAGUACUAUAAAGCUUGUUAAAUUAACAGAUGACGAUGUUGUCACACCGCCAUUAUUUAUUAAACCAUUACAACCAAAAGAAGUUAGCGUUGGCGAUAUUGUUCUGUUAGAAACUGAAGUACAAUCGAGUCCAAGUGCAUCAUUCCAAUGGUUUUUUGGGAAUAAAGAUGUCGUUAGUUUUACAAAACAAAAUAAAAUACAUAAUAUUUAUAUCACAGAUAGAGAUAACGUUUCAUGUCUUUGCAUUGAAAAUAUGAGCGAAGAACUAUUUGGAGUAAUAACAUGUAGGGCUGAAAACUUUGGAGGCUCUGUUUCUUGCUCCGCGUCUUUAAUUAUGAGAAAGGAGAUUAAAGAAGUUCUUGGACAGACACCAGUAUUUAUUGAACCUUUAAAAUCAUCCACGCUAAUGGAUGGAGAUCAGAUUUUGUUAAGAUGUACAGUUAUGGGAGAACCAUGGCCUAAAAUAGAUUGGUAUCAUAAUGGGAGGCAUAUUGAAUGGGCCAGAGAUAUAACAGUUGGCCGUCAGGAAUCAGGAUUAUGUGAAAUAUGCAUAAAAGAAGCAUUUCCAGAAAUGUCAGGCACAUACAGUUGCGUAGCCACAAACGAGUAUGGGUCUAGCAGCUGCGAAUGUAUUGUGACAGUGGAAGCGUACGAAUAUGUCCCAAGUGUAUCAGAAGAAGAUAUUUUGAGUGACGAAAAAACGAGCGACAUUGAAGAAUUUGCUCCAAAGAUUGUCAAAGCAUUGCCGACUGUGGUGUCAACAACUGAAGGAGAGCUGACGAGGUUGGAAGCGAAAGCAAUUGGUAUACCCAAACCUGAAAUAAGAUGGUUGAAGCAAGGCGUUGAGAUAGUACAGUCUCAGGAAUAUCAAAUAGAAGAAUUAGAAGAUGGAACCUCUAUUCUGAUAAUUCCUGAAGUGUAUCAAGAUGACACUGGCGAAAUUACCUUUGAAGCAUUCAACACUUUGGGUGUCACAUCAACUAUUGCUGCAUUGUCGGUUGAAAGUAUCAUGGGAACUAAAGAGUAUAAGAAACCUGAGUGGGUGACUCAUAUGGAAGAAUUGCAAGCUGCGUUAAAAGCAAGUCAAUCAGUACCUACAUUUGUGCAACAUAUAAUCGGAGAAAGGGUUCAAGAAGAAGAAACGGUCACAUUUGAAGCAGUUUAUAAAGGGAAUCCUGUUCCAGAAAUCACAUGGUACAAAGAUGAUGAGAUUAUAAAGUCCGAUGAAAACUUCGUAAUUGAAACUAAAGAAAAUAAAAGUAUUUGCACAAUUAAAAAAGCCGCAAAAAAAUUAGAAGGCACAUACAAGUGUAAGGCAGUAAGCGAUAUCGGUAUGGCGGUUACUAAGGCUACAUUGCAAGUAUUUGAAGCGGAUGAAAAACUUGAGAAAAUUCCGUCUAAAAGAACAAAAGCAUUAAAGGUUGAAGAAUUUAAAGAAGAAAAAGUUCGUGAAGUUAUAGACGAUACCCUUACAUCAGUGACACAGACUGAAGUGAAACCUAAUGAAUCAGUUAAAACUAUAAAGAAGAAACAAAUUACAAAAGAGAAUGCUACGGUAAAAGUCAGUAAAGCUGACUAUGUGGAAACCACUGAUGUCGCGGUACUUAAGAAGGUGGAACAGGAAGAUAAAACAAAAAAAGUACCGGAAAAAAUAGAACCAGUUAUUACUCCGAAUGAAUACUUAGUUUCAUCUCAACAAAUAAAAGGUGAAACUGUUGAAACAUUUGAGGAGACUUUCGUUAAACAAAAGGGUAUAUUGAAAACCGUAAAAGAAGAUUCAAAAAUGGUGGCCGAAAUAAACGAAUUACUUGAAGUCAUAAAUGCUAAAGAAUUCGGUCCCGGGGAAUCCCCGCUACGUGAAUUGGCAAAGAUAGGCUACAUGCUUCGCACCGGUAUAACAACAGAACAAAUAGAAAGUUUAUACGAUUCUCAAUACUUCCCCGCAUUAAGGAUUCCUCAAUCACAAUCAGCGUUAGUAAAUUUAGUCGAAAGGCAAGGUCACGGAGCACUAAUAACUGAAGUACUUACCCAGGAAACGACUCAGAAUGAAGAUGUUAUAGCAGCUAAAGUUGGGUUCCGAGCUUUUAUGAAAAUGGUUGAACUAAAACACACGUCGGUUGAAGAAGUCAUCGCUCACUUCUAUCCUGAAGACUUCAAGCCACGUUCCUGGGAACAAAAGGAAGCACAUGAGGUUAUGGUAGAAUCGUCUGCUGAGGAAGUCGCUGAAACACGCACAACUCAAGUGUUAAAGGAUAAGACAGUUGUUUCUGAAGAAAUUAAAGAAGAUGUAAGAGAAAAAGCAAAGCGCAAAAAAUACAAAAAACAAAGAGUAGGUUCGGAAGAAGUUGUCGAAGAUGAGGAAGAGAUUGUUACAAGAACUAUACAAAAGUUACAUCCUAAGCAAAAAGUCGAGCAUUUAUAUGAAGAUGAAACUGAAAUAUUAGAAAAUGAACCUAUUCAUUUCGCCUCUACUCUUGCUACAGAUAUAUAUGACACUAAAAUUGAAACAAUGUCAUUAAGUGAAGUAACUCAUAUUGUGCCUGAACAGCAAAAAGAGAAUGUUGCAAAUGUAAGGCUCGAUGCUAAUUAUCCUAUAAUAAGUAAUCUUCAAGAUAUACACGAUAAAGAAGAACUACUGCAUGCAAAAGAAAAACCUAAUGCCCGAAAAAUUCACGAAACAUUUAAUCAGAUCGAAUCACUUCAAAUAACAGAAGUAGAAGUUGGAAGCUCAGUAGAUGAGUACCAAUCAGUUCAAAUAAAACCUGAUAUUAAAGCUCAGACUGGUGUAGUGCCGGCAGAAACUAUAAUUACGGCUGAAACCCUCGUAAGCAUGUCUGUUGCUGAUCUAUGUAAAGGCGAUAAACAUGAAGAAAAAGCAAAAUCGACAAUAAUAUUACAAGACGCUUUAAAUGUAUCACAGGAAAUGACGUCCGAUAAGGAAGGGCCUUUAAAAGACUUGCAGAUGUCAAAAUCCUUUGCCAAUGUUUCAGUUUCACCCUUUCUAGGAGUCAAGGUUACUGAAGUUAAUGAUGAAACUCGAGAACAUGAAUUACUUAAUCAAAGUCUCGAAAAGGCAGUUACGUCAAAACUUAACUUUAAUUUACUAGAAUCGGUUGAAGUUGGAGAAGUUUUUGUUGAAGACAAAUCGGGAAAAUACUACCCAGAACUAAUAGUUCCUACAGAAAUGGCCAAAAAAGAUGUGUUGGUAUCAAAUCAAAUUAUUACUGAAAUUCAUAAUGUACAAGAAAAGGAGGGAUCACUUGGGGUAUUUAAGGUACCGCAUUCACAAGAAGCUAAUAUUGAUAUAACAUCAAAAGAUAGCAUUGUUGUGUGUACUAAAGAUGUUCAUGAAAAAGAAGGUCCUUUGGUUAUACCUGACGUCCCAGUUGAAGCAAAAAUAGAAAAUGAUUUAAUACUUCAUUCUAGCUUAGAUAAUUUUUUCACUACAUCUCAUGUAAAAGAAUCUGAACUUCUUCCUGAAACAUUUGUUGAGAAAAAGGCUGAAGUUGGUUUUCUUGAACAUCAACAUAAGAUCAAUAUAGAAACCAAUGUAAAUGAUUCAGAAAAUACUUUUGUAGAUAAAGAGCCUGUACUCGGUAGUAAAGCACAAGUAAGUGUAUCGGCUUUAGACAAGAAUUUAAUUGAAGAAGUUCAAGUUAAUGAAAGUGAAAAGGAGUUACCACAAAAAGAAGCAACGCAAACAGCCAAUGCGUCUGUAGAUAUUAAAUCUAUUGAAUCUAUUAUUACUUCAGAAACAAUGGAAUUAUCCUCUAUGUCAGAGUUAAAAAACUCGAAAACAAUAGACAAUAGAGUGGCUACUGAAUCAAUUGUUGCAGAAAGUGCAAAAAUUAUUUCUUCACCUUUUGUUCAUGAUCAAGAAGUUCCACAAUUUUAUGAAUCUAAAACAGCCGAAAAUGUGUCCAUAACUUUAGUUCCUAACAUGUCUUUAUCUGUUUCUGAAACAAAAUUAUCAGAUUCUGCUAAAAAUCUGAUAACAGAUGCAAUACCAGAGCUUUUAAGCACCCAACCAAGUCCCACUCAUCAUCUGACGUCGCCUAUUUCUCAAGUUAUAAAUACUGCAGAUCAAAUAGAUAUCUUGCUACCAUUAGAAUCCAACAGUAAUAUUGCUCAUGAAGAAAGAGAUCUACAUAAGGAAGUUACUGUUAUGCAAACCACAGUUCAUGAACAAUUAGAAAAAUUAGAAGAAAAAUUUGCUAAUCAAACUACCCUCAAACCUUCUUUUACAGAAAAUGAAAGCUUAAAUAUCAUUGAGACAGUUCCCAAUUAUACCGAAGAUAAUCUUAUUAUUGAAGAAACACCAUUAAAUAAAUUUGCCAAACUUAAUGUAAAUGUCAAUCAUAAAGUCCCUGUGAUUUCGGAAGUAACUUUACGAGAAUCCGCAAAUACUUUAGACAAGUUAAAAGUAAAAAGCCAAGAAGCUGAAGUAGUGUCUGAUUCUUACCUGCCAAUUCAAAUAUCGGAAAAUAAAUCUUUAGAAACUCAAACUAUUCUAGAUAUUCCCAUAACCCCUGAUCUUAAAUCAAUUUCUCCACAUUUAAUAUCAGUAGAAGAAACGAUAAAAGUGUCAGAGAUAUUACCACAUGAGAAAGAAGACCGUUACGAAAAUAUUAAAACUGUUACAGAAAAAUGUAAAAUUUCAACUGAUGUUGUCGCUCGUCCUGUUGCAGUAUCUGCAGAGCAUAUCGUAGAUUUAAGUGUAGGUUUCACUGAAGCAGAAGAUGUCUCUACUAGAAAAGCGAAUGUAGAAAAUAUUGCUCUUAAAGAGAUAACAGUCACAACUACGGAUUAUAAUGAAAAGGAAAGUAUACUAACUCCUGUAGAACCAAGGACAGCUGAAGCAUUAUUAAAUGUAAAUCCUAAUCAAGCAGUCAUAGUAGAGGAUGUUAAGACUGAAUUGACAACUGCAACACUAAAAAUGCCUUCUAAUGCUUUCAAAACAACAAUUAUUCCACAUACAAUAACCUCUGAAGCUAUUUCACAGCAGGAAACUUUAGUACAUUCUUCUGAAAGUAUUUUAGAAAAUCAAGAGGCAAUCGUACAUAAAGAAGCUUCUAUUGUAAUUGGUAGUCUUAUAGUUCCUGAAAAUGAAGAAAAGGUGGUAGCAGAAAAGGAGGAUAAAUUCCUCCCUGUUGAUAUCCCAGACCAACAAAAGGUAAAUAUUAAAAUACCUGAAUUUAUUAGUGUGGAAACUACAGAAGUAAUAUCUCAAUGUGACCGUCUUGACAAUUCUGAUAAUUUUGAUAUGCCUGAUAAGAAAGCCUUAUAUAAAAUUGAUGAAAUAUACGGCAAAGCAGCUAAUGUAGAAGAAAUAUUAGUCAUCCAAUCUACUGCAAACUUUAAUGAAACUAUCGAAACACAAAAACCAGAAGUAAAACCAUUUGAAUUUUCCAAUUUACAACAAACAGAAACUAUAACAGCAGAAAGUGAAGGUGUUUUUAUCGAGCAAAAAGCACUGAAAGCCAGUGUCACUUCAAAUCUCAUUGAAGCGCAGGCUAUAAUAGCGAGUACUACAAAUGCAGUUGAAAAAGAAAACCAAUUUGAUACUAAAGCACCUAUGACUAAACAGGAUGCUUCAAUUGCGAUUGUACCACAUAGUGAGAUUAUCCAAUCUGAAGUAAUUGCGUCAAAUAAAACUGAGGGUAUAGAAGAAAAUGACAAUAAACCUGAAAUGAAAACUCUAAAGGAAAAUAUUGAGGAACAAAAGUCUAUUAAUGUUACUGAAGUAUUUUCUUCGGAAUCAGAAACGAUCUUAUCAGAAGAACCGAAAGCAAAAUCGCACUUGCUACAACCAAUACCAAAUAUGCCGUUAUUAUCUUCUAUAGGCACAACAGAAAUAGUACCGAAUGAACAGGAAAAUAUAUUUCUCUCAGUUGGUGAUACUAAGCACGAAAAUAUUAAUUAUAAUAUUACUUCUUCGCAUUAUGUAAAUAUAUCUGAAGAAAUCGUAGCUGAAAAAGAAAGUUAUCUUAAAUCUGAAGAAUUACCCGUCAAGUGUACAUCUGAUAUUAGUCUAAAUACACACCAACAUAUCAAUACUGAGGUUUAUCAGGUAUCUGAAUUCGAAGAAAAACUUAAAAACUUAGAUUAUGUUAGUAAAGAAAUAAAAGAUUUUGCAUUGGAUGUUAUAAAACCCUUAUUAAUAAGUGAAAUAAAAUCUGAGGAACAAUCACAAGAUUUAUGUCUAGUUAAAAAAAUAAAAGAAGAAAAACCAUCUGUCAUGAUGGAAACUGGUGAUCAUAUGGAUACGAUGGAAAUAAUACCUUUAGAAACUGGAGACUUUUUUGAAAAAACUGUAUCUGAAAAAUCAAAAAAUCUUUCUUCAAAUGUUCAAUUAUCUAGACAUCUUACUGUUUCUGAAGUUGAAUCAAAUGAAAAAGAGCAAGCUUUGGAAAUAAAAUCAAGUGAACUGCCUAAAUUUAUUGAAAUGUCAUUUGAAGCUAAAUCGUCUUUAGAAGUACAAGAAAUAAUUCCUACAGAGAAAGAAUCAUCAAUAUCUCAGGUAUUCAAACCUAAGGAAGAUAAACCACUUUUACACUUCGAUACUCAACAACAUGUAAUUGUGACUGAUACAUACACUAAAGAGAACGAAGAGAAUCUGAAUACUGUGAACAUCCCAUUAAGUAAAGAACAAAAAACUAUUAUAAACACUACUCAUCACAUUACAACAAGUGAAACAAUAACCGUUGAAGACGAUUUAAAACCACUAAAAUCCAGAGAACCUAAAGGGGAAUGUGCUUCAAAAACACAUGUACUUGCAGAAAGCGUGAAAAAAGAGCAGCAACAAGUUAUAGAAAGUGUUGAGCCACUAAAACCUUUAAAUGAACCCCAGAUGCUAAUGGCAAAAAAAGACUUACCAAGUUUGAAAGCCAUAGAGAAUACAGAAAUUAUAGUACAAGAAAAUCCAGAUUCUUUAAAACAAUUUGCACCAAAAGAGGAAAAAGGUUCACAAUCACAAGUUAUUGAUAAAGAAGUUGUUUUAACACUUAUACCACAAGUGCUGGAAAGUACAAAAUUAAUAUCGGAUGUAUACGCUGCUACUAAAAACACAGUGGAAUACGAUAUAGAACUUCAACAAAACUAUUUUACUCAAGAAAACGUUGUUCAUGAAGCUUCAGAAAAAUUAUCUUCUUUUAUUGAAACACCCAAAAGUGCUGAAGAAUUAAUAAUUGAAUUAAAAGGCAUUGAACAGACGGAAGUCGUUACAGAAGAGAAACCACAAGACUUACCUAAUAGUGAGAAAAUAGUAAAUCAGAAAGCUGAACAAAUCCCUAUCAGUUCUAUGGGAAUAAAUGCGUCAGAACAAGCGGUACUUGAAGAUGUUAAACAGUUCACAGGAACCCCUCAACCAGAGCUUAGUAAGGCUUCUCUAGACUUAGAUUCUCAUGUCAGCUUUACCGUCACUGAAAAUCUUGGUGAGGAGUCUUUAAUGCACUUACCAAAACAAGAAUUUAAGCAACUGAAUGUCAAAGAAGAAAUUUUGCCAAUAAAACCAUUAGAACAAACUGAAAUAAUAAUUAAUGAAAAUAUUGAACAUUUACCGAAGAAUUUGACCAAAGAAGAGAAAGUAGCUGAAUCUGAAGCAAUCGAAUUUGAGUCUAUAAAUCGAACUGAAUUUAUUGUUCAUGAAAGCGAAGUUAAAACAAACUUUAAGGAAAAAAUACAAAAAGAAAAUGCAUCAAUUUCUGUUUCACACUUAACACAUUUACAAUGUACAGAGAAUAUAUCUGAAUCUCAUGUAGAUGAGUUGAAAACAUUCGCAGCACAGGCACAGACCUCGGCAAUAAAAACCGAUAACAUAUCUCCUCUAAUCGUCACAGACAAUGUUACUCUACAUAACGAAUCGGAUUUACGUAUUACAGAACCAGUUAAACAAAAACCAAAAACUGUUUUAAACAUAUCUAAUGAAUUAGAAAUCACUGAUCAAACACCAGAAGAAUAUAUUCAGCCUUUUAGAGAUGUGAAACCAAAAUUGCACGAGGGUAAAAUUAUUAUUACAGAAAAUGCGAAUAUAGCAUCAUUAGAAGAAGAAUGUCAAAUUAUAGAAAAUUCCCAUCAACUUUAUGUUUCUCCAAAAUCUUCUGAUGUAGAAGAAUCUGAAGAAAUUGUAACAAAAUUUAUGCAAGCUCCUGGUCAGAGUGAACCCAUUCAAAUUAAAACUAAGAGGACUAUAAUCAGGAAAAAGCGAAAGUAUCAAGAUAAAACUAAAAUAGAAGGGGAUAUUGUCAUAGAAGAAAAUAUAGACGAUGAAAAUAAUGACGGAGAAGUAAUUAAACAAGAUAAACAACAUGACGUAAAAAUUGUGGAAUACGAAGGAGAUGACAUGAGUAUUGACAUGGAGCAAAGCACAAUAGAAUUACCAGAUGAACAUUAUGAUAUACCAAAACUCCAAACGCAAGUAUUUAUAGAAGAAAUGACAGAAGAAGAAACAAGUCCAUUUAUUGUCGAAUCAAAACCAAUAAUAAAAACAGACAAAACACCAUCAGAAGAAAUCGAAUCUUUGGAAAUAAUCGAGAUACCUAAACAGUCUGUCGUGGAAGAAUUAAAAACACAAGAAGACAAGACAAAGCAAAAGAAAAUUAAACGAAUUAUUAAAAGGAAGGAUGAUUCAAAAGUUGAAUCAGUACAAAAAACUACUCAACAUGAAGAAAAAGUAUCUGUUAUACAACAAAUGCAACAGUUCAAUGACACCCUCAUACCAUUCGAAGAUUUACACAGACCAGAAAAUGCUCAAAUUAUCGAAGAAACACCAGAAAAAAUUAAAAUUACAGAAGUGCAAAUGCUAAUUGGCGAGAUUCAGAAAGUAAAAACUACCAAACGUUACAUUCGGAAACAACAGGAAGAAACAGAAAUAGCUACAGUCGAGAAAGAAGGCAAAGCGCUAGUUACAAAAGUGUCUGUAGAAGAAGACCAAGUGCCAGAGGAAGAGAUGAAACCGAUUGAAAUCGUCGAGCUUCCCGAGGAGACCGUCGUGGAAGAAGUGGAGACGCCUGAGGGUAAGCCGAAGCAUAAGAAAAUAACUAAACGCAUUAUCAAAAAGAAGGUAGGUCCAAAAGUUGAAACAACACAAAUCACCACUGAGCAAGAAGAUGACAAAGCACCUAUCGUCACAGUGCACACCACACAAGAGUUCACUGACGAGACACUCACACCACUCGACGACUUACAAAAACCGGAUAGGGCUCAAGUGAUUGAGGAAGCUCCGGAAGAAGUGAAAGUCACGGAAGUGCGAACGGAAACCGGUGAGACCAAGAAAGUAAAGACCACAAAACGCGUCAUUCGGAAGAAACAUGGUCAACAAGAGGAAGUAACAGAAAUAACUACUGUAGAGAAAGAAGGCGAAGCGCCAGUUACAACAGUUUCAGUAGUAGAAGAUAAGACGCCGGAGGAAGUGACGAAACCGAUUGAAAUCGUCGAGCUUCCCGAGGAGAUCGUUGUGGAAGAAGGAGAAACGCCUGAGGGUAAGCCAAAGCAUAAGAAAAUAAGUAAACGCAUUAUCAAAAAGAAGGUAGGUCCUAAAGUUGAAACAACACAAAUCACCACUGAACAAGAAGAUAACAAAGCACCUAUCGUCACAGUGCACACCACACUAGAGUUCACUGACGAGACACUCACACUACUCGACGACUUACAAAAACCGGAUAGGGCUCAAGUGAUUGAGGAAGCUCCGGAAGAAGUGAAAGUCACGGAAGUGCGAACGGAAACCGGCGAGACCAAGAAAGUAAAGACCACAAAACGCGUGGUUCGGAAGAAACAUGGUCCACAACAGGAAGUAACAGAAAUAAUUACAGUCGAGACAGAAGGUGAAGCACCCGUUACAACAGUUACCGUUGUAGAAGACAAGGCGCCGGAGGAAGAGACGAAACCGAUUGAAAUCGUCGAGCUUCCGGAGGAGACAGUCAUGGAAGAAGAGGAAACUCCUGAGGGUAAGCCAAAACAUAAGAAAAUAACAAAACGCAUCAUUAAGAAGAAGGAAGGUCCAAAGGUUGAAACUACACAAAUUACCACUGAACAAGAAGACGACAAAGCACCUAUCGUCACAGUGCACACCACACAAGAGUUCACUGACGAGACACUCACAUCUCUCGACGACUUACAAAAACCGGAUAGGGCUCAAGUGAUUGAGGAAGCUCCGGAAGAAGUUAAAGUCACGGAAGUGCAAACGGAAACCGGCGAGACCAAGAAAGUAAAGACCACAAAACGCGUCAUUCGGAAGAAACAUGGUCCACAACAGGAAGUAACAGAAAUAACUACUGUAGAGAAAGAAGGCGAAGCGCCAGUUACAACAGUUACCGUUGUAGAAGACAAGGCGCCGGAGGAAGAGAUGAAACCGAUUGAAAUCGUCGAGCUUCCAGAGGAGAUCGUUGUGGAAGAAGGGGAAACGCCUGAGGGUAAGCCAAAGCAUAAGAAAAUAACAAAACGUAUUAUCAAAAAGAAGGUAGGUCCAAAAGUUGAAACAACACAAAUCACCACUGAACAAGACGACGACAAAGCACCUAUCGUCACAGUGCACACCACACAAGAGUUCACUGACGAGACACUCACACCACUCGACGACUUACAAAAACCGGAUAGAGCUCAAGUGAUUGAGGAAGCUCCGGAAGAAGUGAAAGUAACGGAAGUGCGAACGAAAACCGGCGAGACCAAGAAAGUAAAGACCACAAAACGCGUCAUUCGGAAGAAACAUGGUCCACAACAGGAAGUAACAGAAAUAACUACUGUAGAGAAAGAAGGCGAAGCGCCAGUUACAACAGUUACCGUUGUAGAAGUCAAGGCGCCGGAGGAAGAGGCGAAACCGAUUGAAAUCGUCGAGCUUCCAGAGGAGAUCGUUGUGGAAGAAGGGGAAACGCCUGAGGGUAAGCCAAAACAUAAGAAAAUAACUAAACGCAUUAUCAAAAAGAAGGUAGGUCCAAAAGUUGAAACAACACAAAUCACCACUGAACAAGAAGACGACAAAGCACCUAUCGUCACAGUGCACACCACACAAGAGUUCACUGACGAGACACUCACACCACUCGACGACUUACAAAAACCGGAUAGGGCUCAAGUGAUUGAGGAAGCUCCGGAAGAAGUGAAAGUCACGGAAGUGCGAACGGAAACCGGCGAGACCAAGAAAGUAAAGACCACAAAACGCGUCAUUCGGAAGAAAAAUGGUCCACAACAAGAAGUAACAGAAAUAACUACAGUCGAGAAAGAAGGCGAAGCGCCAGUUACAACAGUUACCGUUGUAGAAGACAAGGCGCCGGAGGACGAGAAGAAGCCGAUUGAAAUCGUCGAGCUUCCGGAGGAGACAGUCAUGGAAGUAGAGCAAACUCCUGAGGGUAAGCCAAAACAUAAGAAAAUAACAAAACGCAUCAUCAAGAAGAAGGUAGGUCCAAAGGUUGAAACUACACAAAUCACCACUGAACAAGAAGACGACAAAGCACCUAUCGUCACAGUGCACACCACACAAAAGUUCACUGACGAGACACCCACACCACUCGAUGACUUACAAAAACCGGAUAGGGCUCAAGUGAUUGAGGAAGCUCCGGAAGAAGUGAAAGUCACGGAAGUGCGAACGGAAACCGGCGAGACCAAGAAAGUAAAGACCACAAAACGCGUCAUUCGGAAGAAACAUGGUCCACAACAUGAAGUAACAGAAAUAACUACUGUAGAGAAAGAAGGCGAAGCGCCAGUUACAACAGUUACCGUUGUAGAAGACAAGGCGCCGGAGGAAGAGAUGAAACCGAUUGAAAUCGUCGAGCUUCCCGAGGAGAUCGUUAUGGAAGAAGGCGAAACGUCUGAGGGUAAGCCAAAGCAUAAGAAAAUAACUAAACGCAUUAUCAAAAAGAAGGUAGGUCCAAAAGUUGAAACAACACAAAUCACCACUGAACAAGAAGACGACAAAGCACCUGUCGUCACAGUGCACACCACACAAGAGUUCACUGACGAGACACUUACACCACUCGAUGACAUACAGAAGCCAGAUAAGGCUUAUGUGAUUGAGGAAGCUCCGCAUGAAGUGAAAGUAAAGGAAGUGCGUACGGAAACUGGCGAGACCCAGAAGGUAAAGACCACAAAACGCGUCAUCCGAAAGAAACAAGGCCCAAAACAGGAAGUUACAGAAAUAACUACAGUCGAGAAAGACGGCGAAGCGCCAGUUACAACCGUGUCUAUAGUAGAGGAGAAGGCGCCGGAGGAAGAGACGAAACCGAUUGAAAUCGUCGAGCUUCCAGAGGAGAUCGUUGUGGAAGAAGGGGAAACGCCUGAGGGUAAGCCAAAACAUAAGAAAAUAACUAAACGCAUUAUCAAAAAGAAGGUAGGUCCAAAAGUUGAAACAACACAAAUCACCACUGAACAAGAAGACGGCAAAGCACCUAUCGUCACAGUGCACACCACACAAGAGUUCACUGACGAGACACUCACACCACUCGACGACUUACAAAAACCGGAUAGGGCUCAAGUGAUUGAGGAAGCUCCGGAAGAAGUGAAAGUCACGGAAGUGCGAACGGAAACCGGUGAGACCAAGAAAGUAAAGACCACAAAACGCGUCAUUCGGAAGAAACAUGGUCAACAACAGGAAGUAACAGAAAUAACUACUGUAGAGAAAGAAGGCGAAGCGCCAGUUACAACAGUUUCAGUAGUAGAAGAUAAGACGCCGGAGGAAGUGAUGAAACCGAUUGAAAUCGUCGAGCUUCCCGAGGAGAUCGUUGUGGAAGAAGAGGAAACGCCUGAGGGUAAGCCAAAACAUAAGAAAAUAACUAAACGCAUUAUCAAAAAGAAGGUAGGUCCAAAAGUUGAAACAACACAAAUCACCACUGAACAAGAAGACGACAAAGCACCUAUCGUCACAGUGCACACCACACAAGAGUUCACUGACGAGACACUCACACCACUCGACGACUUACAAAAACCGGAUAGGGCUCAAGUGAUUGAGGAAGCUCCGGAAGAAGUGAAAGUCACGGAAGUGCGAACGGAAACCGGCGAGACCAAGAAAGUAAAGACCACAAAACGCGUCAUUCGGAAGAAACAUGGUCCACAAAAGGAAGUAACAGAAAUAACUACAGUCGAGAAAGAAGGCGAAGCGCCAGUUACAACAGUUACCGUUGUAGAAGACAAGGCGUCGGAGAAAGAGACGAAGCCUAUUGAAAUCGUCGAGCUUCCGGAGGAGACAGUCAUGGAAGAAGAGCAAACUCCUGAGGGUAAGCUAAAACAUAAGAAAAUAACAAAACGCAUCAUCAAGAAGAAGGUAGGUCCAAAGGUUGAAACUACACAAAUCACCACUGAACAAGAAGACGACAAAGCACCUAUCGUCACAGUGCACACCACACAAGAGUUCACUGACGAGACACCCACACCACUCGAUGACUUACAAAAACCGGAUAGGGCUCAAGUGAUUGAGGAAGCUCCGGAAGAAGUGAAAGUCACGGAAGUGCGAACGGAAACCGGCGAGACCAAGAAAGUAAAGACCACAAAACGCGUCAUUCGGAAGAAACAUGGUCCACAACAGGAAGUUACAGAAAUAACUACUGUAGAGAAAGAAGGCGAAGCGCCAGUUACAACAGUUACCGUUGUAGAAGACAAGGCGCCGGAGGAAGAGAUGAAACCGAUUGAAAUCGUCGAGCUUCCCGAGGAGAUCGUUGUGGAAGAAGGCGAAACGCCUGAGGGUAAGCCAAAGCAUAAGAAAAUAACUAAACGCAUUAUCAAAAAGAAGGUAGGUCCAAAAGUUGAAACAACACAAAUCACCACUGAACAAGAAGACGACAAAGCACCUAUCGUCACAGUGCACACCACACAAGAGUUCACUGACGAGACACUCACACCACUCGACGACUUACACAAACCAGAUAGGGCUCAAGUGAUUGAGGAAGCUCCGGAAGAAGUGAAGGUUACAGAAGUGCAAACGGAAACCGGCGAGACCCAGAAAGUAAAGACCACAAAACGCGUCAUUCGAAAGAAACAAGGUCCAAAACAGGAAGUUACAGAAAUAACUACUGUAGAGAAAGAAGGCGAAGCGCCAGUUACAACAGUUUCAGUAGUGGAAGAUAAGACGCCGGAGGAAGUGAUGAAACCGAUUGAAAUCGUCGAGCUUCCCGAGGAAAUCGUUGUGGAAGAAGGGGAAACACCAGAGGGUAAGCCAAAGCAUAAGAAAAUAACUAAACGCAUCAUCAAAAAGAAGGUAGGUCCAAAAGUCGAAACUACACAAAUAACCACUGAACAAGAAGACGACAAAGCACCUAUCGUCACAGUGCACACCACACAAGAGUUCACUGACGAGACACUCACACCACUCGAUGACUUACAAAAACCAGAUAGGGCUCAAGUGAUUGAGGAAGCUCCGGAAGAAGUGAAAGUCACAGAAGUGCGAACGGAAACCGGCGAGACCAAGAAAGUAAAGACCACAAAACGCGUCAUUCGGAAGAAACAAGGUCCACAACAGGAAGUAACAGAAAUAACUACAGUAGAGAAAGAAGGCGAAGCGCCAGUUACAACAGUUUCCGUAGUGGAAGACAAGGCGCCGGAGAAAGAUAAAAAGCCGAUUGAAAUCGUCGAGCUUCCGGAGGAGACAGUCGUGGAAGAAGUGGAGACGCCUGAGGGUAAGCCAAAGCAUAAGAAAAUAACUAAACGCAUCAUCAAAAAGAAGGUAGGUCCAAAAGUCGAAACUACACAAAUCACCACUGAACAAGAAGACGACAAAGCACCAGUCGUUACUGUGCACACCACACAAGAGUUCACCGACGAGACACUUACUCCACUCCACGACUUACACAAACCAGAUAGGGCUCAAGUGAUCGAGGAAGCUCCGGAAGAAGUAAAAGUCACGGAAGUGCGAACGGAAACUGGCGAGACCCAGAAAGUAAAGACCACGAAACGCGUUAUUCGAAAGAAACAAGGUACAAAACAGGAAGUUACGGAAAUAACUACAGUCGAGAAAGACGGCGAAGCGCCAGUUACAACCGUGUCUAUAGUAGAGGACAAGGCGCCGGAGGAAGAGACAAAGCCGAUUGAAAUUGUCGAGCUUCCCGAAGAGACCGUUGUGGAAGAAGGGGAAACACCUGAGGGUAAGCCAAAGCAUAAGAAAAUAACUAAACGCAUCAUCAAAAAGAAGGUAGGUCCAAAAGUCGAAACUACACAAAUCACCACUGAACAAGAAAACGACAAAGCACCUGUCGUCACAGUGCACACCACACAAGAGUUCACUGACGAGACACUUACACCACUCGAUGACAUACAGAAGCCAGAUAAGGCUUAUGUGAUUGAGGAACCUCCGGAUGAAGUGAAAGUUACGGAAGUGCGUACGGAAACUGGCGAGACCCAGAAGGUAAAGACCACAAAACGCGUCAUCCGAAAGAAACAAGGCCCAAAACAGGAAGUUACAGAAAUAACUACAGUCGAGAAAGACGGCGAAGCGCCAGUUACAACCGUGUCUAUAGUAGAGGAGAAGGCGCCGGAGGAAGAGACGAAACCGAUUGAAAUCAUCGAGCUUCCCGAGGAGACCGUCGUGGAAGAAGUGGAGACGCCUGAGGGUAAGCCAAAGCAUAAGAAAAUAACUAAACGCAUCAUCAAAAAGAAGGUAGGUCCAAACGUUGAAACUACACACAUCACCACUGAACAAGAAGACGACAAAGCACCUAUCGUCACAGUGCACACCACACAAGAGUUCACUGACGAGACACUCACACCACUCGACGACUUACACAAACCAGAUAGGGCUCAAGUGAUUGAGGAAGCUCCGGAAGAAGUGAAGGUUACAGAAGUGCGAACGGAAACCGGCGAGACCCAGAAAGUAAAGACCACAAAACGCGUCAUUCGAAAGAAACAAGGUCCAAAACAGGAACUUACAGAAAUAACUACAGUCGAGAAAGACGGCGAAGCGCCAGUUACAACCGUGUCUAUAGUAGAGGAGAAGAAGCCGGAGGAAGAGACGAAACCGAUUGAAAUCAUCGAGCUUCCCGAGGAGACCGUCGUGGAAGAAGUGGAGACGCCUGAGGGUAAGCCAAAGCAUAAGAAAAUAACUAAACGCAUCAUCAAAAAGAAGGUAGGUCCAAACGUUGAAACUACACACAUCACCACUGAACAAGAAGACGACAAAGCACCUGUCGUCACAGUGCACACCUCACAAGAGUUAAUUGACGAGACACUUACACCACUCGAUGACUUACACAAACCAGAUAGGGCUCAAGUGAUUGAGGAAGCUCCGGAAGAAGUGAAGGUUACAGAAGUGCGAACGGAAACCGGCGAGACCCAGAAAGUAAAGACCACAAAACGCGUCAUUCGAAAGAAACAAGGUCCAAAACAGGAAGUUACAGAAAUAACUACAGUCGAGAAAGAAGGCGAAGCGCCAGUUACAACUGUUUCCGUAGUGGAAGAUAAGGCGCCGGAGGAAGAUAAAAAACCGAUUGAAAUCGUCGAACUUCCCGAGGAGACCGUCGUGGAAGAAGUGGAGACGCCUGAGGGUAAGCCAAAGCAUAAGAAAAUAACUAAACGCAUCAUCAAAAAGAAGGUAGGUCCAAACGUUGAAACUACACACAUCACCACUGAACAAGAAGACGACAAAGCACCUAUCGUCACAGUGCACACCACACAAGAGUUCACUGACGAGACACUUACACCACUCGAUGACAUACAGAAGCCAGAUAAGGCUUAUGUGAUUGAGGAAGCUCCGGAUGAAGUGAAAGUUACGGAAGUGCGUACGGAAACUGGCGAGACCCAGAAGGUAAAGACCACAAAACGCGUCAUCCGAAAGAAACAAGGCCCAAAACAGGAAGUUACAGAAAUAACUACAGUCGAGAAAGACGGCGAAGCGCCAGUUACAACCGUGUCUAUAGUAGAGGAGAAGGCGCCGGAGGAAGAGACGAAACCGAUUGAAAUCAUCGAGCUUCCCGAGGAGACCGUCGUGGAAGAAGUGGAGACGCCUGAGGGUAAGCCAAAGCAUAAGAAAAUAACUAAACGCAUCAUCAAAAAGAAGGUAGGUCCAAACGUUGAAACUACACACAUCACCACUGAACAAGAAGACGACAAAGCACCUAUCGUCACAGUGCACACCACACAAGAGUUCACUGACGAGACACUCACACCACUCGACGACUUACACAAACCAGAUAGGGCUCAAGUGAUUGAGGAAGCUCCGGAAGAAGUGAAGGUUACAGAAGUGCGAACGGAAACCGGCGAGACCCAGAAAGUAAAGACCACAAAACGCGUCAUUCGAAAGAAACAAGGUCCAAAACAGGAUGUUACAGAAAUAACUACAGUCGAGAAAGACGGCGAAGCGCCAGUUACAACCGUGUCUAUAGUAGAGGACAAGGCGCCGAAGGAAGAGACAAAGCCGAUUGAAAUCAUCGAGCUUCCCGAGGAGACCGUCGUGGAAGAAGGGGAAACACCAGAGGGUAAGCCAAAGCAUAAGAAAAUAACUAAACGCAUCAUCAAAAAGAAGGUAGGUCCAAAAGUCGAAACAACACAAAUCAUCACUGAACAAGAAGACGACAAAGCACCUGUCGUCACAGUACACACCACACAAGAGUUCACUGACGAGACACUCACACCACUCGACGACUUACACAAACCAGAUAGGGCUCAAGUGAUUGAGGAAGCUCCGGAAGAGGUAAAAGUCACGGAAGUGCGCACGGAAACCGUAGAGAAAGACGGCGAAGCGCCAGUAACAACAGUUUCCGUAGUGGAAGAUAAGGUGCCGGAGGAAGAUAAAAAACCGAUUGAAGUCGUCGAAUUUCCCGAGCAGACGGUCGUGGAAGAAGUGGAGACGCGUGAGGGUAAGCCAAAGCAUAAGAAAAUGACUAAACGCAUCAUCAAAAAGAAGGUAGGUCCAAACGUUGAAACCACACACAUCACCACUGAACAAGAAGACGACAAAGCACCUGUCGUCACAGUGCACACAACACACGAAUUCACUGACGAGACACUCACACCACUCGACGACUUACACAAACCAGAUAGGGCUCAAGUGAUUGAGGAAGCUCCGGAAGAGGUGAAAGUCACGGAAGUGCGAACGGAAACCGGCGAGACCCAGAAAGUAAAGACCACAAAACGCGUCAUUCGAAAGAAACAAGGUACAAAACAGGAAGUUACGGAAAUAACUACAGUCGAGAAAGACGGCGAAGCGCCAGUUACAACCGUGUCUAUAGUAGAGGAAAAGGCGCCGGAGGAAGAGACAAAGCCGAUUGAAAUUGUCGAGCUUCCUGAAGAGACCGUUGUGGAACAAGAGGAAACACCUGAGGGUAAGCCAAAGCAUAAGAAAAUAACUAAACGCAUCAUCAAAAAGAAGGUAGGUCCAAAAGUCGAAACUACACAAAUCACCACUGAACAAGAAGACGACAAAGCACCUGUCGUCACAGUGCACACCUCACAAGAGUUAAUUGACGAGACACUUACACCACUCGAUGACUUACACAAACCAGAUAGGGCUCAAGUGAUUGAGGAAGCUCCGGAAGAAGUGAAGGUUACAGAAGUGCGAACGGAAACUGGCGAGACCCAGAAAGUAAAGACCACAAAACGCGUCAUUCGAAAGAAACAAGGUCCAAAACAGGAAGUUACAGAAAUAACUACAGUAGAGAAAGAAGGCGAAGCGCCAGUUACAACUGUUUCCGUAGUGGAAGAUAAGGCGCCGGAGGAAGAUAAAAAACCGAUUGAAAUCGUCGAACUUCCCGAGGAGACCGUCGUGGAAGAAGUGGAGACGCCUGAGGGUAAGCCAAAGCAUAAGAAAAUAACUAAACGCAUCAUCAAAAAGAAGGUAGGUCCAAACGUUGAAACUACACACAUCACCACUGAACAAGAAGACGACAAAGCACCUGUCGUCACAGUGCACACCACACAAGAGUUCACUGACGAGACUUUCACACCACUCGACGACUUACACAAACCAGAUAGGGCUCAAGUGAUUGAGGAAGCUCCGGAAGAAGUGAAGGUUACAGAAGUGCGAACGGAAACCGGCGAGACCCAGAAAGUAAAGACCACAAAACGCGUCAUUCGAAAGAAACAAGGUCCAAAACAGGAAGUUACAGAAAUAACUACAGUAGAGAAAGAAGGCGAAGCGCCAGUUACAACAGUUUCCGUAGUGGAAGAUAAGGCGCCGGAGGAAGAUAAAAAACCAAUUGAAAUCGUCGAGCUUCCCGAGGAGACCGUUGUGGAAGAAGGGGAAACACCAGAGGGUAAGCCAAAGCAUAAGAAAAUAACUAAACGCAUCAUCAAAAAGAAGGUAGGUCCAAAAGUCGAAACUACACAAAUAACCACUGAACAAGAAGACGACAAAGCACCUGUCGUCACAGUGCACACCACACAAGAGUUCACUGACGAGACACUCACACCACUCGACGACUUACACAAACCAGAUAGGGCUCAAGUGAUUGAGGAAGCUCCGGAAGAGGUGAAAGUCACGGAAGUGCGAACGGAAACCGGCGAGACCCAGAAAGUAAAGACCACAAAACGCGUCAUUCGAAAGAAACAAGGUACAAAACAGGAAGUUACGGAAAUAACUACAGUCGAGAAAGACGGCGAAGCGCCAGUUACAACCGUGUCUAUAGUAGAGGAAAAGGCGCCGGAGGAAGAGACAAAGCCGAUUGAAAUUGUCGAGCUUCCUGAAGAGACCGUUGUGGAACAAGGGGAAACACCUGAGGGUAAGCCAAAGCAUAAGAAAAUAACUAAACGCAUCAUCAAAAAGAAGGUAGGUCCAAAAGUCGAAACUACACAAAUCACCACUGAACAAGAAGACGACAAAGCACCUGUCGUCACAGUGCACACCUCACAAGAGUUAAUUGACGAGACACUUACACCACUCGAUGACAUACAAAAACCAGAUAAGGCUUAUGUGAUUGAGGAAGCUCCGGAAGAAGUGAAAGUUACAGAAGUGCGAACGGAAACUGGCGAGACCCAGAAGGUAAAGACCACAAAACGCGUCAUCCGAAAGAAACAAGGCCCAAAACAGGAAGUUACAGAAAUAACUACAGUCGAGAAAGACGGCGAAGCGCCAGUUACAACCGUGUCUAUAGUAGAGGAGAAGGCGCCGGAGGAAGAGACGAAACCGAUUGAAAUCAUCGAGCUUCCCGAGGAGACCGUCGUGGAAGAAGUGGAGACGCCUGAGGGUAAGCCAAAGCAUAAGAAAAUAACUAAACGCAUCAUUAAAAAGAAGGUAGGUCCAAAAGUCGAAACAACACAAAUCACCACUGAACAAGAAGACGACAAAGCACCUGUCGUCACAGUGCACACCACACAAGAGUUCACUGACGAGACACUCACACCACUCGACGACUUACACAAACCAGAUAGGGCUCAAGUGAUUGAGGAAGCUCCGGAAGAAGUGAAGGUUACAGAAGUGCGAACGGAAACCGGCGAGACCCAGAAAGUAAAGACCACAAAACGCGUCAUUCGAAAGAAACAAGGUCCAAAACAGGAAGUUACAGAAAUAACUACAGUAGAGAAAGAAGGCGAAGCGCCAGUUACAACAGUUUCCGUAGUGGAAGAUAAGGCGCCGGAGAAAGAUAAAAAACCAAUUGAAAUCGUCGAGCUUCCCGAGGAGACCGUUGUGGAAGAAGGGGAAACACCAGAGGGUAAGCCAAAGCAUAAGAAAAUAACUAAACGCAUCAUCAAAAAGAAGGUAGGUCCAAAAGUCGAAACUACACAAAUAACCACUGAACAAGAAGACGACAAAGCACCUGUCGUCACAGUGCACACCACACAAGAGUUCACUGACGAGACACUCACACCACUCGACGACUUACACAAACCAGAUAGGGCUCAAGUGAUUGAGGAAGCUCCGGAAGAGGUGAAAGUCACGGAAGUGCGAACGGAAACCGGCGAGACCCAGAAAGUAAAGACCACAAAACGCGUCAUUCGAAAGAAACAAGGUACAAAACAGGAAGUUACGGAAAUAACUACAGUCGAGAAAGACGGCGAAGCGCCAGUUACAACCGUGUCUAUAGUAGAGGAAAAGGCGCCGGAGGAAGAGACAAAGCCGAUUGAAAUUGUCGAGCUUCCUGAAGAGACCGUUGUGGAACAAGGGGAAACACCUGAGGGUAAGCCAAAGCAUAAGAAAAUAACUAAACGCAUCAUCAAAAAGAAGGUAGGUCCAAAAGUCGAAACUACACAAAUCACCACUGAACAAGAAGACGACAAAGCACCUGUCGUCACAGUGCACACCUCACAAGAGUUAAUUGACGAGACACUUACACCACUCGAUGACAUACAAAAACCAGAUAAGGCUUAUGUGAUUGAGGAAGCUCCGGAAGAAGUGAAAGUUACAGAAGUGCGAACGGAAACUGGCGAGACCCAGAAGGUAAAGACCACAAAACGCGUCAUCCGAAAGAAACAAGGCCCAAAACAGGAAGUUACAGAAAUAACUACAGUCGAGAAAGACGGCGAAGCGCCAGUUACAACCGUGUCUAUAGUAGAGGAGAAGGCGCCGGAGGAAGAGACGAAACCGAUUGAAAUCAUCGAGCUUCCCGAGGAGACCGUCGUGGAAGAAGUGGAGACGCCUGAGGGUAAGCCAAAGCAUAAGAAAAUAACUAAACGCAUCAUUAAAAAGAAGGUAGGUCCAAAAGUCGAAACAACACAAAUCACCACUGAACAAGAAGACGACAAAGCACCUGUCGUCACAGUGCACACCACACAAGAGUUCACUGACGAGACACUCACACCACUCGACGACUUACACAAACCAGAUAGGGCUCAAGUGAUUGAGGAAGCUCCGGAAGAGGUAAAAGUCACGGAAGUGCGCACGGAAACCGGUAGGACCCAAAAAGUAAAGACCACAAAACGCGUCAUUCGAAAGAAACAAGGUCCAAAACAGGAAGUUACAGAAAUAACUACAGUCGAGAAAGACGGCGAAGCGCCAGUUACAACCGUGUCUAUAGUAGAGGACAAGGCGCCGGAGGAAGAAACAAAGCCGAUUGAAAUCAUCGAGCUUCCCGAGGAGACCGUCGUGGAAGAAGGGGAAACACCAGAGGGUAAGCCAAAGCAUAAGAAAAUAACUAAACGCAUCAUCAAAAAGAAGGUAGGUCCAAAAGUCGAAACUACACAAAUCACCACUGAACAAGAAGACGACAAAGCACCUGUCGUCACAGUGCACACAACACAAGAGUUCACUGACGAGACACUCACACCACUCCACGACUCACACAAACCAGAUACGGCUCAAGUGAUUGAGGAAGCUCCGGAAGAAGUGAAAGUUACGGAAGUGCGUACGGAAACUGGCGAAACCCAGAAAGUAAAAACCACAAAACGCGUCAUUCGAAAGAAACAAGGUCCAAAACAGGAAGUUACAGAAAUAACUACAGUCGAGAAAGACGGCGAAGCGCCAGUUACAACCGUGUCUAUAGUAGAGGAGAAGGCGCCGGAGGAAGAGACGAAACCGAUUGAAAUCAUCGAGCUUCCCGAGGAGACCGUCGUGGAAGAAGUGGAGACGCCUGAGGGUAAGCCAAAGCAUAAGAAAAUAACUAAACGCAUCAUCAAAAAGAAGGUAGGUCCAAACGUUGAAACUACACACAUCACCACUGAACAAGAAGACGACAAAGCACCUGUCGUCACAGUGCACACCACACAAGAGUUCACUGACGAGACACUCACACCACUCGACGACUUACACAAACCAGAUAGGGCUCAAGUGAUUGAAGAUGCUCCGGAAGAAGUGAAGGUUACAGAAGUGCGAACGGAAACCGGCGAGACCCAGAAAGUAAAGACCACAAAACGCGUCAUUCGAAAGAAACAAGGUCCAAAACAGGAAGUUACAGAAAUAACUACAGUCGAGAAAGAAGGCGAAGCGCCAGUUACAAUUGUUUCCGUAGUGGAAGAUAAGGCGCCGGAGGAAGAUAAAAAACCGAUUGAAAUCGUCGAACUUCCCGAGGAGACCGUCGUGGAAGAAGUGGAGACGCCUGAGGGUAAGCCAAAGCAUAAGAAAAUAACUAAACGCAUCAUCAAAAAGAAGGUAGGUCCAAACGUUGAAACCACACACAUCACCACUGAACAAGAAGACGACAAAGCACCUGUCGUCACAGUACACACCACACAAGAGUUCACUGACGAGACACUCACACCACUCGACGACUUACACAAACCAGAUAGGGCUCAAGUGAUUGAGGAAGCUCCGGAAGAAGUGAAGGUUACAGAAGUGCGAACGGAAACCGGCGAGACCCAGAAAGUAAAGACCACAAAACGCGUCAUUCGAAAGAAACAAGGUCCAAAACAGGAAGUUACAGAAAUAACUACAGUAGAGAAAGAAGGCGAAGCGCCAGUUACAACAGUUUCCGUAGUGGAAGAUAAGGCGCCGGAGGAAGAUAAAAAACCGAUUGAAAUCGUCGAGCUUCCCGAGGUGACCGUCGUGGAAGAAAUGGAGACGCCUGAGGGUAAGCCAAAGCAUAAGAAAAUAACUAAACGCAUCAUCAAAAAGAAGGUAGGUCCAAACGUUGAAACCACACACAUCACCACUGAACAAGAAGACGACAAAGCACCUGUCGUCACAGUACACACAACACACGAAUUCACUGACGAGACACUCACACCACUCGACGACUUACACAAACCAGAUAGGGCUCAAGUGAUUGAGGAAGCUCCGGAAGAGGUAAAAGUCACGGAAGUGCUAACGGAAACCGGCGAGACCCAGAAAGUAAAGACCACAAAACGCGUCAUUCGAAAGAAACAAGGUCCAAAACAGGAAGUUACAGAAAUAACUACAGUAGAGAAAGAAGGCGAAGCGCCAGUUACAACAGUUUCCGUAGUGGAAGAUAAGGCGCCGGAGGAAGAUAAAAAACCGAUUGAAAUCGUCGAGCUUCCCGAGGAGACCGUCGUGGAAGAAGUGGAGACGCCUGAGGGUAAGCCAAAGCAUAAGAAAAUAACUAAACGCAUCAUCAAAAAGAAGGUAGGUCCAAACGUUGAAACCACACACAUCACCACUGAACAAGAAGACGACAAAGCACCUGUCGUCACAGUACACACAACACACGAAUUCACUGACGAGACACUCACACCACUCGACGACUUACACAAACCAGAUAGGGCUCAAGUGAUUGAGGAAGCUCCGGAAGAGGUGAAAGUCACGGAAGUGCUAACGGAAACCGGCGAGACCCAGAAAGUAAAGACCACAAAACGCGUCAUUCGAAAGAAACAAGGUCCAAAACAGGAAGUUACAGAAAUAACUACAGUCGAGAAAGACGGCGAAGCGCCAGUUACAACAGUGUCUAUAGUAGAGGACAAGGCGCCGGAGGAAGAGACAAAGCCGAUUGAAAUCAUCGAGCUUCCCGAGGAGACCGUCGUGGAAGAAGGGGAAACACCAGAGGGUAAGCCAAAGCAUAAGAAAAUAACUAAACGCAUCAUCAAAAAGAAGGUAGGUCCAAAAGUCGAAACUACACAAAUCACCACUGAACAAGAAGACGACAAAGCACCUGUCGUCACAGUGCACACCACACAAGAGUUCACUGACGAGACACUCACACCACUCGACGACUUACACAAACCAGAUAGGGCUCAAUUGAUUGAGGAAGCUCCGGAAGAAGUGAAGGUUACAGAAGUGCGAACGGUAACCGGCGAGACCCAGAAAGUAAAGACCACAAAACGCGUCAUUCGAAAGAAACAAGGUCCAAAACAGGAAGUUACAGAAAUAACUACAGUAGAGAAAGAAGGUGAAGCGCCAGUUACAACAGUUUCCGUAGUGGAAGAUAAGGCGCAGGAAGAAGAUAAAAAACCGAUUGAAAUCGUCGAGCUUCCCGAGGUGACCGUCGUGGAAGAAAUGGAGACGCCUGAGGGUAAGCCAAAGCAUAAGAAAAUAACUAAACGCAUCCUCAAAAAGAAGGUAGGUCCAAACGUUGAAACUACACACAUCACCACUGAACAAGAAGACGACAAAGCACCUGUCGUCACAGUACACACAACACACGAAUUCACUGACGAGACACUCACACCACUCGACGACUUACACAAACCAGAUAGGGCUCAAGUGAUUGAGGAAGCUCCGGAAGAGGUAAAAGUCACGGAAGUGCGAACGGAAACCGGCGAAACCCAGAAAGUAAAGACCACAAAACGCGUAAUUCGAAAGAAACAAGGUCCAAAACAGGAUGUUACAGAAAUAACUACAGUCGAGAAAGACGGCGAAGCGCCAGUUACAACCGUGUCUAUAGUAGAGGACAAGGCGCCGAAGGAAGAGACAAAGCCGAUUGAAAUCAUCGAGCUUCCCGAGGAGACCGUCGUGGAAGAAGGGGAAACACCAGAGGGUAAGCCAAAGCAUAAGAAAAUAACUAAACGCAUCAUCAAAAAGAAGGUAGGUCCAAAAGUCGAAACAACACAAAUCAUCACUGAACAAGAAGACGACAAAGCACCUGUCGUCACAGUACACACCACACAAGAGUUCACUGACGAGACACUCACACCACUCGACGACUUACACAAACCAGAUAGGGCUCAAGUGAUUGAGGAAGCUCCGGAAGAGGUAAAAGUCACGGAAGUGCGCACGGAAACCGGUGAGACCCAAAAAGUAAAGACCACAAAACGCGUCAUUCGAAAGAAACAAGGUCCAAAACAGGAAGUUACAGAAAGGUCCAAAACAGAAGUUACAGAAAUAACUACAGUCGAGAAAGAAGGCGAAGCGCCAGUUACAACCGUGUCCAUAGUAGAGGACAAGAUGCCGGAGGAAGAAACAAAGCCGAUUGAAAUCGUCGAGCUUCCCGAGGAGACCGUCGUGGAAGAAGUGGAGACGCCUGAGGUGCACACAACACACGAAUUCACUGACGAGACACUCACACCACUCGACGACUUACACAAACCAGAUAGGGCUCAAUUGAUUGAGGAAGCUCCGGAAGAAGUGAAAGUUACGGAAGUGCGAACGGAAACUGGCGAGACCCAGAAAGUAAAGACCACAAAACGCGUAAUUCGAAAGAAACAAGGUCCAAAACAGGAAGUUACAGAAAUAACUACAGUCGAGAAAGAAGGCGAAGCGCCAGUUACAACCGUGUCCAUAGUAGAGGACAAGGUGCCGGAGGAAGAAACAAAGCCGAUUGAAAUCGUCGAGCUUCCCGAGGAGACCGUCGUGGAAGAAGUGGAGACGCCUGAGGGUAAGCCAAAGCAUAAGAAAAUAACUAAACGCAUCAUCAAAAAGAAGGUAGGUCCAAAAAUUGAAACCACUCACAUCACCACUGAACAAGAAGACGACAAAGCACCUGUCGUCACAGUACAUACAACACACGAAUUCACUGACGAAACACUCACACCACUCGAUGACUUACACAAACCAGAUAGGGCUCAAGUGAUUGAGGAAGCUCCGGAAGAAGUGAAAGUUACGGAUGUGCGAACGGAAACUGGCGAGACCCAGAAAGUAAAGACCACAAAACGCGUCAUUCGAAAGAAACAAGGUCCAAAACAGGAAGUUACAGAAAUAACUACAGUCGAGAAAGAAGGCGAAGCGCCAGUUACAACCGUGUCCAUAGUAGAGGACAAGGUGCCGGAGGAAGAAACAAAGCCGAUUGAAAUCGUCGAGCUUCCCGAGGAGACCGUCGUGGAAGAAGUGGAGACGCCUGAGGGUAAGCCAAAGCAUAAGAAAAUAACUAAACGCAUCAUCAAAAAGAAGGUAGGUCCAAACGUUGAAACCACACACAUCACCACUGAACAAGAAGACGACAAAGCACCUGUCGUCACAGUACACACAACACACGAAUUCACUGACGACACACUCACACCACUCGAUGACUUACACAAACCAGAUAGGGCUCAAGUGAUUGAGGAAGCUCCGGAAGAAGUGAAAGUUACGGAUGUGCGAACGGAAACUGGCGAGACCCAGAAAGUAAAGACCACAAAACGCGUCAUUCGAAAGAAACAAGGUCCAAAACAGGAAGUUACAGAAAUAACUACAGUCGAGAAAGAAGGCGAAGCGCCAGUUACAACCGUGUCCAUAGUAGAGGACAAGAAGGUAGGUCCAAACGUUGAAACCACACACAUCACCACUGAACAAGAAGACGACAAAGCACCUGUCGUCACAGUACACACAACACACGAAUUCACUGACGAGACACUCACACCACUCGACGACUUACACAAACCAGAUAGGGCUCAAGUGAUUGAGGAAGCUCCGGAAGAAGAAGUUACAGAAAUAACUACAGUCGAGAAAGAAGGCGAAGCGCCAGUUACAACAGUUUCCGUAGUGGAAGAUAAGGCGCCGGAGGAAGAUAAAAAACCGAUUGAAAUCGUCGAACUUCCCGAGGAGACCGUCGUGGAAGAAGUGGAGACGCCUGAGGGUAAGCCAAAGAAUAAGAAAAUAACUAAACGCAUCAUCAAAAAGAAGGUAGGUCAAAACGUUGAAACCACACACAUCACCACUGAACAAGAAGACGACAAAGCACCUGUCGUCACAGUGCACACCACACAAGAGUUCACUGACGAGACACUCACACCACUCGACGACUUACACAAACCAGAUAGGGCUCAAGUGAUUGAGGAAGCUCCGGAAGAAGUGAAAGUUACAGAAGUGCGAACGGAAACCGGCGAGACCCAGAAAGUAAAGACCACAAAACGCGUCAUUCGAAAGAAACAAGGUCCAAAACAGGAAAUUACAGAAAUAACUACAGUAGAGAAAGAAGGCGAAGCGCCAGUUACAACAGUUUCCGUAGUGGAAGAUAAGGCGCCGGAGGAAGAUAAAAAACCGAUUGAAAUCGUCGAGCUUCCCGAGGUGACCGUCGUGGAAGAAAUGGAGACGCCUGAGGGUAAGCCAAAGCAUAAGAAAAUAACUAAACGCAUCAUCAAAAAGAAGGUAGGUCCAAACGUUGAAACCACACACAUCACCACUGAACAAGAAGACGACAAAGUACCUGUCGUCACAGUGCACACCACACAAGAGUUCACUGACGAGACACUCACACCAAUCGACGACUUACACAAACCAGAUAGGGCUCAAGUGAUUGAGGAAGCUCCGGAAGAAGUGAAGGUUACAGAAGUGCGAACGGAAACCGGCGAGACCCAGAAAGUAAAGACCACAAAACGCGUCAUUCGAAAGAAACAAGGUCCAAAACAGGAAGUUACAGAAAUAACUACAGUCGAGAAAGAAGGCGAAGCGCCAGUUACAACCGUGUCCAUAGUAGAGGACAAGGUGCCGGAGGAAGAAACAAAGCCGAUUGAAAUCGUCGAGCUUCCCGAGGAGACCGUCGUGGAAGAAGUGGAGACGCCUGAGGGUAAGCCAAAGCAUAAGAAAAUCACUAAACGCAUCAUCAAAAAGAAGGUAGGUCCAAACGUUGAAACCACACACAUCACCACUGAACAAGAAGACGACAAAGCACCUGUCGUCACAGUACACACAACACACGAAUUCACUGACGAGACACUCACACCACUCGAUGACUUACACAAACCAGAUAGGGCUCAAGUGAUUGAGGAAGCUCCGGAAGAAGUGAAAGUUACGGAAGUGCGAACGGAAACCGGCGAGACCCAGAAAUCGAGAGAAGAAGGCGAAGCGCCAGUUACAACCGUGUCCAUAGUAGAGGACAAGGUGCCGGAGGAAGAAACAAAGCCGAUUGAAAUCGUCGAGCUUCCCGAGGAGACCGUCGUGGAAGAAGUGGAGACGCCUGAGGGUAAGCCAAAGCAUAAGAAAAUAACUAAACGCAUCAUCAAAAAGAAGGUAGGUCCAAACGUUGAAACCACACACAUCACCACUGAACAAGAAGACGACAAAGCACCUGUCGUCACAGUACACACAACACACGAAUUCACUGACGACACACUCACACCACUCGAUGACUUACACAAACCAGAUAGGGCUCAAGUGAUUGAGGAAGCUCCGGAAAAAGUGAAAGUUACGGAAGUGCGAACGGAAACCGGUGAGACCCAGAAAGUAAAGACCACAAAACGCGUCAUUCGAAAGAAACAAGGUCCAAAACAGGAAGUUACAGAAAUAACUACAGUCGAGAAAGAAGGCGAAGCGCCAGUUACAACCGUGUCCAUAGUAGAGGACAAGGUGCCGGAGGAAGAAACAAAGCCGAUUGAAAUCGUCGAGCUUCCCGAGGAGACCGUCGUGGAAGAAGUGGAGACGCCUGAGGGUAAGCCAAAGCAUAAGAAAAUAACUAAACGCUUCAUCAAAAAGAAGGUAGGUCCAAACGUUGAAACCACACACAUCACCACUGAACAAGAAGACGACAAAGCACCUGUCGUCACAGUACACACAACACACGAAUUCACUGACGACACACUCACACCACUCGAUGACUUACACAAACCAGAUAGGGCUCAAGUGAUUGAGGAAGCUCCGGAAGAAGUGAAAGUUACGGAAGUGCGAACGGAAACCGGCGAGACCCAGAAAGUAAAGACCACAAAACGCGUCAUUCGAAAGAAACAAGGUCCAAAACAGGAAGUUACAGAAAUAACUACAGUCGAGAAAGAAGGCGAAGCGCCAGUUACAACCGUGUCCAUAGUAGAGGACAAGGUGCCGGAGGAAGAAACAAAGCCGAUUGAAAUCGUCGAGCUUCCCGAGGAGACCGUCGUGGAAGAAGUGGAGACGCCUGAGGGUAAGCCAAAGCAUAAGAAAAUAACUAAACGCAUCAUCAAAAAGAAGGUAGGUCCAAACGUUGAAACCACACACAUCACCACUGAACAAGAAGACGACAAAGCACCUGUCGUCACAGUACACACAACACACGAAUUCACUGACGACACACUCACACCACUCGAUGACUUACACAAACCAGAUAGGGCUCAAGUGAUUGAGGAAGCUCCGGAAAAAGUGAAAGUUACGGAAGUGCGAACGGAAACUGGCGAGACCCAGAAAGUAAAGACCACAAAACGCGUAAUUCGAAAGAAACAAGGUCCAAAACAGGAAGUUACAGAAAUAACUACAGUCGAGAAAGAAGGCGAAGCGCCAGUUACAACCGUGUCCAUAGUAGAGGACAAGGUGCCGGAGGAAGAAACAAAGCCGAUUGAAAUCGUCGAGCUUCCCGAGGAGACCGUCGUGGAAGAAGUGGAGACGCCUGAGGGUAAGCCAAAGCAUAAGAAAAUAACUAAACGCAUCAUCAAAAAGAAGGUAGGUCCAAACGUUGAAACCACACACAUCACCACUGAACAAGAAGACGACAAAGCACCUGUCGUCACAGUACACACAACACACGAAUUCACUGACGACACACUCACACCACUCGAUGACUUACACAAACCAGAUAGGGCUCAAGUGAUUGAGGAAGCUCCGGAAGAAGUGAAAGUUACGGAUGUGCGAACGGAAACUGGCAAGACCCAGAAAGUAAAGACCACAAAACGCGUCAUUCGAAAGAAACAAGGUCCAAAACAGGAAGUUACAGAAAUAACUACAGUCGAGAAAGAAGGCGAAGCGCCAGUUACAACCGUGUCCAUAGUAGAGGACAAGGUGCCGGAGGAAGAAACAAAGCCGAUUGAAAUCAUCGAGCUUCCCGAGGAGACCGUCGUGGAAGAAGUGGAGACGCCUGAGGGUAAGCCAAAGCAUAAGAAAAUAACUAAACGCAUCAUCAAAAAGAAGGUAGGUCCAAACGUUGAAACCACACACAUCACCACUGAACAAGAAGACGACAAAGCACCUGUCGUCACAGUACACACAACACACGAAUUCACUGACGACACACUCACACCACUCGAUGACUUACACAAACCAGAUAGGGCUCAAGUGAUUGAGGAAGCUCCGGAAAAAGUGAAAGUUACGGAAGUGCGAACGGAAACAGGCGAGACCCAGAAAGUUAAGACCACAAAACGCGUCAUUCGAAAGAAACAAGGUCCAAAACAGGAAGUUACAGAAAUAACUACAGUCGAGAAAGAAGGCGAAGCGCCAGUUACAACCGUGUCCAUAGUAGAGGACAAGGUGCCGGAGGAAGAAACAAAGCCGAUUGAAAUCGUCGAGCUUCCCGAGGAGACCGUCGUGGAAGAAGUGGAGACGCCUGAGGGUAAGCCAAAGCAUAAGAAAAUAACUAAACGCAUCAUCAAAAAGAAGGUAGGUCCAAACGUUGAAACCACACACAUCACCACUGAACAAGAAGACGACAAAGCACCUGUCGUCACAGUACACACAACACACGAAUUCACUGACGACACACUCACACCACUCGAUGACUUACACAAACCAGAUAGGGCUCAAGUGAUUGAGGAAGCUCCGGAAAAAGUGAAAGUUACGGAAGUGCGAACGGAAACAGGCGAGACCCAGAAAGUUAAGACCACAAAACGCGUCAUUCGAAAGAAACAAGGUCCAAAACAGGAAGUUACAGAAAUAACUACAGUCGAGAAAGAAGGCGAAGCGCCAGUUACAACCGUGUCCAUAGUAGAGGACAAGGUGCCGGAGGAAGAAACAAAGCCGAUUGAAAUCGUCGAGCUUCCCGAGGAGACCGUCGUGGAAGAAGUGGAGACGCCUGAGGGUAAGCCAAAGCAUAAGAAAAUAACUAAACGCAUCAUCAAAAAGAAGGUAGGUCCAAACGUUGAAACCACACACAUCACCACUGAACAAGAAGACGACAAAGCACCUGUCGUCACAGUACACACAACACACGAAUUCACUGACGACACACUCACACCACUCGAUGACUUACACAAACCAGAUAGGGCUCAAGUGAUUGAGGAAGCUCCGGAAAAAGUGAAAGUUACGGAAGUGCGAACGGAAACAGGCGAGACCCAGAAAGUUAAGACCACAAAACGCGUCAUUCGAAAGAAACAAGGUCCAAAACAGGAAGUUACAGAAAUAACUACAGUCGAGAAAGAAGGCGAAGCGCCAGUUACAACCGUGUCCAUAGUAGAGGACAAGGUGCCGGAGGAAGAAACAAAGCCGAUUGAAAUCGUCGAGCUUCCCGAGGAGACCGUCGUGGAAGAAGUGGAGACGCCUGAGGGUAAGCCAAAGCAUAAGAAAAUAACUAAACGCAUCAUCAAAAAGAAGGUAGGUCCAAACGUUGAAACCACACACAUCACCACUGAACAAGAAGACGACAAAGCACCUGUCGUCACAGUACACACAACACACGAAUUCACUGACGACACACUCACACCACUCGAUGACUUACACAAACCAGAUAGGGCUGAAUUGAUUGAGGAAGCUCCGGAAGAAGUGAAAGUUACGGAAGUGCGAACGGAAACUGGCGAGACCCAGAAAGUAAAGACCACAAAACGCGUAAUUCGAAAGAAACAAGGUCCAAAACAGGAAGUUACAGAAAUAACUACAGUCGAGAAAGAAGGCGAAGCGCCAGUUACAACCGUGUCCAUAGUAGAGGACAAGGUGCCGGAGGAAGAAACAAAGCCGAUUGAAAUCGUCGAGCUUCCCGAGGAGACCGUCGUGGAAGAAGUGGAGACGCCUGAGGGUAAGCCAAAGCAUAAGAAAAUAACUAAACGCAUCAUCAAAAAGAAGGUAGGUCCAAACGUUGAAACCACACACAUCACCACUGAACAAGAAGACGACAAAGCACCUGUCGUCACAGUACACACAACACACGAAUUCACUGACGACACACUCACGCCACUCGAUGACUUACACAAACCAGAUAGGGCUCAAGUGAUUGAGGAAGCUCCGGAAAAAGUGAAAGUUACGGAUGUGCGAACGGAAACUGGCGAGACCCAGAAAGUAAAGACCACAGAACGCGUCAUUCGAAAGAAACAAGGGCCAAAACAGGAAGUUACAGAAAUAACUACAGUCGAGAAAGAAGGCGAAGCGCCAGUUACAACCGUGUCCAUAGUAGAGGACAAGGUGCCGGAGGAAGAAACAAAGCCGAUUGAAAUCAUCGAGCUUCCCGAGGAGACCGUCGUGGAAGAAGUGGAGACGCCUGAGGGUAAGCCAAAGCAUAAGAAAAUAACUAAACGCAUCAUCAAAAAGAAAGUAGGUCCAUACGUUGAAACCACACACAUCACCACUGAACAAGAAGACGACAAAGCACCUGUCGUCACAGUACACACAACACACGAAUUAACUGACGACACACUCACACCACUCGAUGACUUACACAAACCAGAUAGGGCUCAAGUUAUUUCGAAAGCUCCUGAAAAAGGGAAAGUUAUGAAACACGAUCAGGUGCUGGAAGAGAAGAUCAUAAACGAUACAUUGACAUCUCUCAAGAUAACUGAAGAAGCUGUUAAAGAAUUACCGAAACAAAUAAUUACAGAAGCCAUAGAAAAACCUCAGGAGAAACCUAAAAAUCUUAAAAAUAAAGUAACUUUGAAACCGCAGAAGAUAGAACGUGGCACGUUGGAAAUAAAUGAAGCACAAUAUCCAGAAGACAUUGUUCAACCUCAAUUUGUAAAUCUUAAGCUUAAGAAAUCAACAAUCAAACCUAAACAAGAACCAACCGUCUCCAAAUUGCCUAAAAUUCAGCUUAAAAGUCGCAUUAAGUUCGUUACAGAUUGGCCUCCAAAAGACGUUAAGCCAGUUAUUUCAUACUUGGGUAGUGUUAAGCAAAAUGGCGAAUUAUCCCGAAAUUUGAAAGAAGCGGCAAAAAUUAAAAAGAAACCUUUAAAAAUACCUAAGCUUCCAGAAAUAGAAAAGGUUGAGUUAGAAGAACCCGAAGACUUAAACUAUGUAAAAGAAAAGGAAUUUGUAGAGAAUAUUCCUGAAAAACCAAUAGACUCUGAAGCACAACCUGAGAUUACUGAAAACGAAAAACAUAUUAAGCCUGUCGUAAGUAUACUUAGUAACGAAGAGUCAACUACACCUACCACGAUCAAGAAAAAGCUAAAAUUAAAGCCUUUGUCUAUUGAAGAAAAGGUUAUAGAAGAAAAUAAGCCUCAGUUCGCAGAAAGUUCUGAUGAACCAGUAUUCAAAAACUUAAAAUUAAAGAAAGCAGUGAUAAAAACAAAACAAGAAGAUUCAGUUGUAAAAGUACCAAAAAUACAACUCAAAAGUCGUAUUAAGUUUAUAACAGACUGGCCACCAGAAAUUAUAAAACCUAAUGUUACGUUUUUGGGAUGCGUUCGACAAAAUGGAAUUCUUUCUCGAAACAUAAAAGAAGCAACAAAGAUUAAGAAGAAGGUCUUAAAACAACCACAACUACCUGAUUUACAGAAAACGGAAUUAGAGAAACCUAUGUUCACCCACGAAGAUAUAGUAGAAACUGUAACAAAAUUACCUGAUAAAGAAAUAAUAAUAAACGAAGAUGCCGCACAGAAACCAUCUGAAAGCGAAACUUAUAAAGAACAAACAAACGUAAUCGAAGAUAUAAAUGAUGAGCCAAAAGAAAAAGAAGAAGAACCUGAGCAUUUCACUAUCAAACCUCGACGGCCAAGUGUAAAAAAGACCGAAGAAAUAGUUGAUGAAGUGACUAUAAAAAAGAAGUUAAAACCUGUCCGGAAGUCCUCAGUAACCCUGCCAGAAAUAACUGAACCAGAAGAAGUUACCUUUAGACCUAAAUCUGUUACUACUAAGGAAGACGUGGAGCAAGAAUUUAAUAUACACCUAGAUUCAUACCAAGAGGAGCAGAUAUCGAUGUCCAGUAAAGUUAAAUUAAAACCCCAAAGAACGCCUACCUUUAAUGAAGAAGCAGAUGAGACGUCUAUAAAGGUCUAUGAAGAGAAAGAAGGUGAAGAUAUAGUGGAAAUAAUUGAAAAUUAUGAAGAAAAGGACGAAAAUACCAAUAUAAUAAUGCCACUCAAAAAACCAAAGAGAAUAAUAGUUGAUAGCACUGAAGAUAUAAUAUCUAAUGUUGUUAUGUCGAAACCUAAGACUUCAGAAAAGGAAACAGAAUUUAUAGAAGAUGUAACAUUUGAAUUAGGCAAAAAAACCGAGUACGUUAUAGAUAAUCAAGAAAUUUCAUUCGAUAUAAAACAGCAAACAGAAGAAUUCAAACAGGAAGAUUUAUCUCUUUCUAGUAAUAUAAAGCUUGCCCAUAAGAAAAAAAUAACAGUAUCUGAAGAAGCAGAUGAAACUUCAAUCCGCUUGGAGAAAGAAAUAGAAGAUGACAGCCAAGCAGAGGAAGUAAUUAUAAGUGAGGCAGAAUCUGAGGAAAAUAUUCAAAUGGUGAUUAAAAGAAAACCUAAGAAACCAACAUAUGAGGUGAGUGAAGUAGAAGAACUCAGUGUGGAAUUCAAACCAAAGAGAAUAAUGAGUCAAACAUUCGAAGAAGACGAACUCACUAUAUCAGCUAAGAGAAAGCCCAAGAAGCCAGUGAAAGUUCAAGAGGCUGAAGCUACUAUGAGUAUUGCAAAGGAACAAGAAUUUCCAGAAACUCCUGUUGAUGUACGGUGUGGAGACACAGUAUUUGCGGUUUACUCGUACGUUGCGGAAACCGACGAAGCUAUUAGUCUCGUCGAAGGCGAACGGCUCUACAUUCUAGAUACAACCAAUCAAGACUGGUGGUUUGUUCGCAAGCAUCUUACUGAGGAGAAAGGUUGGGUCCCAGCGCAAUAUCUCAUGGACGAAGCUAAUUAUACCCUGUACCUGCAGAAGAAAUUGAAUGAGAAAAUUGAUAAACUUCCCGUAUUUGAAAAACCAACAUCUGAAGAACAAGCGAUCGCUCCUAUAUUCGUUGAAAAACUGCGCCCAAAACAUACACCAGAUGGCUCCACAGUACAGUUUGAGUGCCAAGUUGAAGGAUAUCCAAGGCCACAAAUAACUUGGUUCAGGCAAACAGCCAUAAUUAAACCCUCACAAGAUUUUCAAAUGUAUUAUGAUGAUGAUAACGUUGCCACGCUUGUGAUUAGGGAAGUGUUCCCCGAAGACGCUGGAACGUUCACUUGUGUUGCCAAAAACGCAGCCGGCUUUGCGUCUAGCACAACAGAACUGAUUGUAGAAGCUCCUCUAUCUGAUCAUGGCUCAGAAAUGACAGUUUUGUCAAGAAAAAGUCUAUCUAGGGAGUCAUCCUUAGCUGAUAUACUAGAGGGUAUACCACCAACUUUCUCUAAACGCCCAAAGGCGCAAUACGUUGAUGAAGGCUCAGAAAUAUUCCUAGAAUGCAGAUUGGUUGCCAUUCCGGAACCUGACAUUGCAUGGUUCUUCAAAGGAGAAGAGAUUAUGCCAAAUGAUAAUAUUUCCAUUGUAACUGAGUCCGACAUGCACAUGUAUUGUAGCGUCCUUAAAAUAUCGAAUGUCAAAAAGUUCCAAGAAGGCACGUAUACAGUUUUAGCUGUUAAUAGAGAGGGUGAAGCGAGUUUACCCAUUGUUUUGAAAAUCAGAACCGGCGAUAAAGAAAAGCCUCAGGUAAUAGAGCCGCUGAAGAGCAUGAUUAUAAGAGAAGGGGAAAGUUUUGUUCUAACCACACAGGUAGUAGGAACACCAGAGCCGAAGGUUACGUGGUACAAAAACAACAAACCAGUUAAAGCACCUUCACAAAAAUCAGACGGCAAUGUCCACUCGAUAACAAUAAUCAAGCCCAAGAAAGGAAAAGAUGAUGGAGUUUACACUCUAAAGGCAACCAAUUCAGAGGGAACUGCGGAGACAAGUGCUGUGAUAACUAUUGAAGAACCUACAGAAGAAAACGCAGAACCACCGCUGUUCAUAAAUCGAUUCCAAGAAUUGACAGUUAAAGAAAAUGGCACUAUCAAACUAAACGCUAAGGUUACGGGCAAUCCUGUACCUAUAAUAACUUGGUAUCGUAACAACCAGAUUCUCAAACCGAGCGAAACGAUCACCCAGAAAUUCGACGGAGAGAACAUAGAAUUAAUUAUAACAAAUGUUGAUUCCGAAAUCGAUUCGGGUGAUUACAAAUGCGUCGCAGCAAAUUCCGCAGGAAAAGCCUCUCACGGUGCGAGAGUCACUAUCGACGUAGACAAAGUUACAUUCGUUAAAAACCUUAAAAACCGUUACGUUACAGAAGAAGGUAAAACGGUCAUAUUAGAAUGUGAAACAUCCCAUACUGUUUCAACGAAGUGGUAUCACAAUGGUAAAGAACUAAGCGGAAUGGACCACAGAGAAAUUAUACAAGAAAGUCGCAUUCACAAACUGAGAAUUAAGAAAUCAAAGCUGACGGACAAAGGAGCAAUAAAAUGUGUGGUUAAAGAUCAAGAAACAAGCACAGAACUGAUUGUAAACGAAACAGUGCCAGAGUUUAUUAGGAAAUUACAAGAUUUCGAAGUCAAAGAACGAGAUAUCGCGAUAUUGGAAGUGGAAAUCAAUUCAGAAACUGCAGACGUUAUUUGGGAACAUGAUGGUGAACCGAUCAAACCGAAGAAGAACAAAUAUGAAUUAGAAAAACGUGGAAAUGUUAGGAAGCUAUUUAUUCGUAAUACAUCAGUUCACGAUGAAGGUGAAUACACGUGCAAGUUACGCGACGAUUCGUGUACAGCAGAAGUGACUGUUGUGGAAUUACCACCAGAAAUCAUCAAGAGGCUCAAAGAUCAAAAGGUUAAUAGAGGAAAUAAGGCGACAUUUGAAAUCGAGCUCACUAAAGGCGAUGCCUUAGUAAGAUGGCUAAAGGAUGGCUCUGAAAUACAACUGUCUAAUCACAUGCAAUUAACAAUCGAUGGUAAGAAGCAGAAGUUGAAGAUAUAUGAUUGUGAAACAAGCGAUGAAGGUGUAUACGCGUGUGAAGCUGGCAAUGACAAAUGCACAGCAAGACUUAUAGUUGAAGAACCGUCUAUAGAUUUUACUUUAAGAUUGCCUGAAGUUCUUGUCGUUCCUACGAACACAGACGCUUACCUUACAGUAGAAAUACCAAGUGAAGAUCUAAAUGUUACUUGGUACCGACGAAAGACUGUUUUGGAUGAUUCUGAAAAAUUCACGCUUAUAUCUGAUGGGAACAAACGAACUCUCAUCAUCAGAAAGUGUACGGAAGACGAUCAGUGUGAAUAUUCGUGUCAGUUGUUAGACACGAGAUGUACCACCAGAUUGAAAGUGGAAGUCGUAGAGUUUCCACCAAAGAUAAUUGACUAUGAAAAGAUCUAUAGAGUGAAGAAAGGUGGCGAUGUGAAGUUGUACGUUCAAUACGAUGCAAAUCCUCAACCGAACGAUGAAUGGGUCGUCAAUUCAAAGAUAAUCAAGAAAUCUAAACAUACAAAACCGAUCAUAGACUCUAUGUCAGCUAGCUUAACCAUAAAGAAGACUGAAAGCAGCGAUGCAGGUGUAUACAAAUUGAGAUUGGAAAAUAACUGUGGAUAUAUAGAAGUUGAUAUUGAAGUUAUAGUCUUAGAUAUUCCCUCGCCACCUGGAAAGCCAAAUAUUCCAUUCGUAGAUGAAACAUCAGUCAACGUGUUCUGGACUGAACCCGAAUACAAAGGUUUCUCUGAAAUCCAAAGCUACAUUGUAGAAUACCAAGAGGAAAAUACUACUGAAUGGAUAUCAAUAGAAAAUGUAAAGAAGACGCAGUGUUGCAUUGAAAAUCUCAGAACGAAAUCCUCAUAUCGGUUCAGAGUUUUUGCGGUUAACGAAAUAGGUGUUAGCGAGUCUUCAGAAAUUACUCAAUACGUUAAAAUUGAGAAACCAGCCAAAAACCAACCACCUACAGUAGAAAAGGCUUUGGAAGAUAUAGUAGGUCCACUUAACGAGGAUAUAGAACUAAGUUGCAUUUUUGGCGGCAUUCCUGAGCCAAAAGUGAUGUGGUACAGAAAUGGGAAAUUGUUGAAAACAGCCAAAGCCACGUACAUAAAUAGAGUAGCCUCUUUAAUAGUAACAGUGACGAAAAAUACCGAAGGUCAUUACAAGUGUAUGGCGACAAAUGAAUACGGUGAAAUAGAUACUUCAUGUACCGUUGAAAUUAGGGAAAAGCCAACAAUAACUAUAUCUGAUGAAGAAAUUGAUCAGAAGCACACAGUUGGUGAUGAAUGGGUGGUGAAUGCCAUUAUAGAUGGUAUACCAAGACCUGAUGUUACUUGGUACAGAAAUGGUUCUAAAAUUGAAGUAAGGGAAGAUAUUGAAAUAACAACUGUAGAAAGUUCUAGUAUUAUAAGAAUAAGGAAUCUCAAUAGGUCUCAUUCAGCCAAAUAUUCGAUUGAGGCCGUUAACAAAGCCGGUUCUACAUCAGUUGAAACGGUGCUUAGGGUCUAUGACAAACCAAGCAAACCUGAGGGACCGGUAGUAUUGCGGGAAAUUAGCCGCGAAUCAAUUACAAUAGAAUGGAAACCGCCUAAAGACGAUGGUGGUUUGGAUCUCAUCAAAUACGCCAUAGAGAAACAUGAACCGGAAGUAGAUCAAUGGGUCAAAGUAGCGGAAGUUAACAAAGAUAUUGAAUCGUACUGCAUUCAAAAGUUGAAUGAAAAUUGUGAAUAUAUGUUUAGAAUUUUUGCCCAAAAUCCCGUGGGAGUGUCUGACGCUUUAGAGAGUGAACCCAUUGUCAUCAAGAAUGCACUAGACGUGCCAUCGCCACCAUUGGGGCCUUUAAGGUUCUAUGGCAUAGACAAUACAUCAGUUAUUAUAGUCUGGUACCCAUCAGAGAAGAACGGUGGGUCCGCCAUUUUGGAUUACUCCGUUGAAAUAAAACAAGAUGGCAAGAAAUGGAAGCAUGUAGCGACUGUAACGGACACGGAAGCGAAAAUAGCCAAGUUAUCAACAAAUGUCACUUAUCAGUUUAGGAUUUACGCGAGGAACGAAAUAGGUACUAGCUUGCCGUACACGUCCGAAGAGAAGAUCACCAUUGGCAAGACUUUGUCACCACCAUCAAGACCUCAAAGGUUUAUUGUCAAGGAAAUGACCUCCCGAUCAGUUACUUUGCAAUGGGCGGCCCCGGAAAGUGACGGCGGCAGUGUUAUAACAAAUUACAUAAUCGAAUACAAGACGGUGAAAGGUAAAAAAUGGUCCAAGGUCAUUACAGUAACAGGAUCAGUUUACGAACAUUGCGUGGAAAAUAUAAAGGAGAAAGAUGAGUUGGUAUUCAGAGUAUCUGCAGAAAACGCUAUAGGUGUCAGUUUGCCAGCGCAGACGGAAUCUAUUAAAUUAGCAAAGCAUGCAACUGUACCAUCACCACCAACUGGACCAUUAGAAAUCCGUACAAUCGGCAACAUAGUUCUAACUUCAUGGGGAACCCCCGAAUGGGAUGGGGGUGCUCCCCUUUUGGGAUAUAACAUCGCUAUCCGUGAUGUCACCAAGACAAUGUGGAUGGAAGUUGGUAAAGUGGAUGAUCUGAAGUUCCACAUCAAGGAUUUAAGCGAAAAUCAUACAUAUAUGAUAAGGAUAUACGCAAGAAACGAGAUAGGAUUGAGCGAGCCUUUGGAAUCUGUCGAACCGUUCAAAGUUAUACCUGGUGAAGAUUCGCAUGCGGAUGAAGAGCCAGGUGAACAAACAGAGGUUACAGAACCAACUUCCUUCAGUCAAACAACUACAUCAUGGCUGCGCGACCACAACAUGGACGCCGACAUCGAGUCGUAUGCUCGAGGAUCCCUUCUCAGACGAGACGAAUACUUCUUCAGAAUAUGGCAUUACGCGAAACAACUAUUCAAA
Molecule: messenger RNA, 44526 nt
Organism: Brenthis ino (lesser marbled fritillary)
Lineage: Eukaryota; Metazoa; Arthropoda; Insecta; Lepidoptera; Nymphalidae
Source: the annotation of a GenBank genome assembly